ACUUUCGAUUUGAGCCAGCUUAAGAUCCAGGCGUUUGCUCUUGGAAGAAGUAUAAGAGCCCGUCGUCUGCCUUGCCCUGUCUUGACACUUGCUCUUCAUUGAAAACAUCACAUCAACACGAGAGCUGCAACGCUUAUCAUGACCAAGUCCUUCGCCCGCCCCCCAUGGGUGUUCUGGCAGUUGGGGACAUAAUCAUGGUCCCGUCUGCUCUUGCUGCUAUUCGCCUCGAUAUAAGCCCUCGAAACGUCCAGGUUGCCGAGAUCACACCUGGUGCCGACAUCAGACGCGACAAGCAAGAAGUUCUGUUCAACGAACCAAACUCAGAUUUUGAUCUCCCGCUUCGCUGCAAGCCGGCUCAGGGCAAGCUUCUCACACUCACCGACGACGAAAAGUGGGCUGCCUGCUGCCCGCCCGGUUCUCGACUGCUCGGCACGAUUAACACAGCGUUUGACUGCUGUGGCGAGGGUCAUGACUUGGCAGGAAGCAAAGGUACGGGAUGGACAUGUUGUCCUUCGGGCUACGAGUAUGAUGGCACCAAGUGCAAAGACCCAAAGCCUCUCUGUCCCAACGGAAUGGAGCUCGUGGACGGGAAGUGUGUCUGUCCGCCCGGGACUACCCAGGCUGCGGAUGGAACCAGUAAGCCAAACACGGCCAAUGGAGGUGAUGGCAAUGGGGGAAACCAGGCCGGAAAGCAUCCUUCAGGUCCUUGUUCAUCAGAAAUCUUCUCUGAUGGACAACGGCGAGUAUCUCGGUUUCAACAAGAAGUGAUCAACCCCGGUGAUCCCAUUCGCAUUCUAGACCUUCACGGUGAACCGAAUAGCGGGAAGGACCCCAACCAGUGGCUCAAUAACGCACAAAACGGAGGCCACAUUGCUCGUACAUCCAAGUUUGAGGAUGCCGGCGUGUUCACAAUCAGCAAAUGGACGGAGGGCAAAUACUGCAUCUCAGGCCUGGAGGCCGGCGUCGGUCCACCUGUCCCAGUGAUAGCCCUGCCCUGGUGGCCAAAGUCCUGUUCCCAGGUGGACAGUUUCCCGGUGGUCAGAACCCAAGUGGUCAAAACCCAGGGGGACAGAAUCCCGGUGGUCAGUUUCCAAGUGGCCAGAUUCCCGAUGGUCAGUUUCCUGGUGGCCAGUUUCCAAGUGGCCAGUUUCCCGACGGACAGAACCCUGGUGGACAAAAUCCUGGAUGCUGCCCUCCUCCGACUGGGACACUUACGCCGGGAGGUGGCGCAACUCCGACCUGCCCGCCUGGACAGCCAUGGAAGGAUGGGACUUGUGUUAUCUCCAUCACCGAUUGUGCUGACCGGGCUCAUCCCGAGUUUGGCGAUACGUCGUAUAAUCCGGCGAACUUCUCCUGUUCCAUUGGUCGGGAGCGUCCGUGCCAUGGUGAACAAGUUCAAGACUGGAAGCCAGCCAACCUUCCUUGGACUGGCAAUCACCGCCAGCCUGGACCCCCUCAGCCUUAUGAAACGACGAUCAACUUUGACUUUGAUGUCAUAAUGAGCAUUGUCGAUGUCGAAGCCCAGAGCGAGCACUUUUUGGUCAACCUUGACGGCACGUUUUGGGGCGAGACAGGGGGUGAGCGAGGGUACAAGAAUCAGUAUAUCGGCAACUAUAAUGACCCAGAGUGGUGUCUUUUGAAUGGAUAUGCAAGAGGAUAUUUCUUGAUUCCGAAGGGGCAACACACUUUGACCAUUGAAUGGCCUCAGGGAACGGGCAAGUACCAAAAUGAUGGGGGCGGUAACUGAUGGUACGACAUUGCACGCUACUGGUUCGACAAGCUGUGCGAUCCCAGCAGGUGUCUACCUGAUUGCGCUGUUGAGGAGGAGAAGGUGGCUCAACAGUUGAGAUUGCAGCUGCAGACAGAAGGGAAGUGGCCAUUUGUUGCAAGCUCGCAGGGAAAGCAGUGGGGUUACUACGAUUAGAAGGUCGUGGCCUGAGGGUCCAAGGUACAUUGAAAUGAGUUGACGGAAAGGGCUGAGGAUAGGAUUCACUGCUCGGUUAUGACAGAUCUAAGGACG
Molecule: messenger RNA, 2020 nt
Organism: Podospora pseudocomata
Lineage: Eukaryota; Fungi; Ascomycota; Sordariomycetes; Sordariales; Podosporaceae
Exons: 7
Coding region: 920-1747 (275 amino acids)
Source: RefSeq, a predicted model, not a curated record